Trachemys scripta elegans is the source of this 1040-nucleotide messenger RNA. RefSeq names its product PTTG1 regulator of sister chromatid separation, securin (gene PTTG1). The record is from RefSeq and is a predicted model, not a curated record. Gene Ontology annotation, biological process: chromosome organization. The transcript has 7 exons. Gene Ontology annotation, cellular component: cytoplasm; nucleus. Bases 360 to 941 code for a protein of 193 amino acids. Lineage: Eukaryota; Metazoa; Chordata; Testudines; Emydidae.
UGCGGGGGGUAGGGGCUCUGACAGUCACACGCCCUGAGAUCGCCGCGGGACGCUGCGGAGCUCUGCCCGCGGCAGCCGGCGCUAGCUCUGCGCUAGCCUCCUCCGCCAGGCACCCGGCCGCCCCUUCGCCUGCUCUUCGGCGGCACUUACGCAACUUCUCCCGGCAAUAAAAUACUUCUGAAUGGCACCGAAUUAAAUGCGUCCGCACGCUCUUUGUGUAAAUCCCAACCCAAACGGGGCCGGACUUCCCUGCCGCGUUUAUGGAGUUGGAGUGUUGCUGUCUCCCUUAAGAAUUGCAUAGUUCUGGCUAUUUCUAGUGCCUGCUGGGGACUCUGGCCAGUGAUCCUGUCACACUGAAGAUGACAACCCUUAUAUUCAUAGACAAAGAGAAUGAAGGAGAUGUUGCUGCUUCUAAGGAUCGGCUAAGGUUGUCCUCAGUAUCUUCAAAAGUCUUAUCUGAAAGAUCACAGACCCAGACUCCACUUGUUGGAAGAACAGUUAAUGCAACUCCAGCCAGGUCUCAGUCUGUCAGAAAGGCUCUGGGAAAUGUAAACAGGACUCUGGGAACCACAAACAAGAAGGAAACUCAGAAACAGAAAAAACAGGCUUUGCCUACCAAAAAAAUUACUGGAAAGACAACUCCAGUGGAAAGCUGCAGUGUGGCCACUGAAGAAGCCUAUCCAGAAAUUGAAAACUUCUUUCCCUACAAUCCUCUCGACUUUGAGAGUUUUGAAGUUCCUGAAGAACACCGACUAAGCCACAUGUCACUGACUGGAGUUCCUCUAUUGAUACUUGACAAAAAUAUACCUGACAGAUGUAUAAACAUGGUCCCUUCACCUGUGAAGCUGUCCCACAUUUCAUGGGAAUGUGAAUUGCUACAAUCAACUGCCAACUUUCUCUCUACCUUGGAUGAAAUCAUUGACUUGCCACCUUUGUCAUGACUUUUAAAGUGAAUUUGGAAGCCUUUUUUAUUGAGCACUGAACAGCUUUGAAUCUUUUUUGUAUCCCUUAAUAAUAAAGAACUAGGUUAACUUGCAUAA